Messenger RNA from Lingula anatina, 2162 nucleotides. Its product is annotated as U3 small nucleolar RNA-interacting protein 2. Gene Ontology annotation, cellular component: small-subunit processome. Lineage: Eukaryota; Metazoa; Brachiopoda; Lingulata; Lingulida; Lingulidae. Gene Ontology annotation, molecular function: U3 snoRNA binding; protein binding. The record is from RefSeq and is a predicted model, not a curated record.
UGCUCCACAUGCUAAGAAAAUUAUUUUGUUGUGAUAUUUCUCAGAGCAAUGUCGUUUUUCAUAAGAAGCGGUAGAGGCAGAGGAGGAACUGCAAAGGGGUCGAAACGCAAGAUUGACAAAAGUAGUAAGCCACAGAAAAAUGGUACAACAAUACCAAACAAGAAGAAAAUUAAAACAAAGUUUCAGUCAGGAGGAGAUGAGGAAAUCCCCAGUGACUCAGAUGAAAUAAAUAGUGAAGAAGAAACUUAUACUAAAGGAAAAUCCCAUCAGUACAGCACAGAUGAGGAAGAGGAAGAAGAGACUGCUCAAGAGAAAAAAUUACGGCUUACCAAGCAGUAUUUAGCUCAGCUGGAAGCAGAAGAGGCAGAAAAAACAGACGAUGAGGAAGGUCAUGAUUUAGUAGGAGAGAGACUCAAAACAGACAUAUUAGAGCAGGCAGGAAAACUACAGAGAAAAUUGGCAGAUGAGUAUGUCCAACCAUCACCAGAUGACAUCACAUUGUUAAGAGGACACCAGUUAGCUGUCACCUGUCUAGUCAUCACACCUGAUGAGAAACACGUCUUCAGUGGCUCUAAAGAUUGUUCUAUUGUGAAAUGGAGUUUGGAGUCUAAGAAGAAGGUUCACACUAUCCACGGUGGUCGUAAGGGGACAGAGGACAGACAUGUGGGUCACACGUCACAUGUCUUAUGUCUGGCUGUGUCAUCUGAUGGAACAUUCCUGGUAUCUGGGGACAGAAACAAAUUAAUACAUGUUUGGAACCCUGACACAUGCCAGUUACUGCAUACAUUCACUGGACAUAGGGAUGCAGUGUCUGGUUUGGCAUUUAGACGCGGAACACACCAGCUUUUCAGUGCAUCACAUGACAGAUCAGUGAAAAUAUGGAACUUGGAUGAGAUGGCAUACGUGGAGACAUUAUUUGGUCACCAGGACAGUAUCAGUGGUAUAGACAGUGGUACGCGGGACAGGGCUGUCACGUCAGGGGGGAGGGAUGGGACGGUCAGAAUAUGGAAAGUUGUGGAAGAGUCACAACUGGUCUUCCACGGCCACGGUGGUUGCAUAGACUGUGUUGCUUUGAUCAAUGAGGAACAUUUUGUGUCUGGAAGUGACAAUAAUUCACUUUCGCUGUGGUAUGUGCAAAAGAAGAAGCCAAUCUGUACAGUGCAAAAUGCCCACCCUGGCAGUGAAGAUGGGGACCCCACUGUAAAAAAUGAAAACUGGAUAACGUCUGUUGCAGCAAUACCAAAUUCAGAUCUGAUUGCAUCAGCAGGUUCUAAAGAUGGCUGCCUGCGACUGUGGAAGGCAGAACAAGGCUUCAGGGAACUAACUGUCCACCAUGUGAUACCUGUGCGUGGUUUUAUAAACUGUGUGCAGUUCUCUUCACAAGGCAACUAUUUGGUGGCAGCGGUGGGACAGGAACAUAAACUAGGAAGAUGGUGGAGACUGAAAGACGCCAAGAAUGGUGUUUGUAUCAUCAGACUGAGGAAAAAGAAUGCAACAUGAUGCUCACAAAUUUGACUUGAAUAUUUUUAUUGCUCUGAGUUUCAAGAGGUCUUCUUCAUGAUAAUGAAUGCAACAUUUUUGCAGUUUUUUUUAACAAUCAUGAAGAUAGUCCCACAUUCAUCCUUUCAUAUUAGUUAUUUUUAUCUUGGGAUAAAAAUUACCCUUUUUUAUUAAGCCAAACUUAACGAAAUAAAUCAAGCAUCCCUCUAGCAGGAUACGAGGACAGCCCCCCCUCCCCCCAAAAAAAAUCACAUGGAAUACAAAUAUUAAAUUAAAUGUAUAAAGUUCAAAUCCUUUCAGUCAUUCUCUGCAACUUCAAAAUAGUGAGUAUUUAUAUCAUUAAAGAAUUAUUUUAUCCUCAUUUCAUUUGCAUGGAGUACAAGUACAGAAAAUGUUUUUAAAAAUUUAGGUCCGAAUAGGCAAAACUGUUCACUGCAAUACGGAUAACGUGCUCAGUAAAAACUACUCAUAACUAGUACUGCAGGUAAGUGUUCAAACAAAUCAAAUAUAAGGUUCUUACUUGCCAGAUGCAUGUAUACCUAAGCCAUGAAAUACUGUAUGGAGCGUCAAGGCAGUUCAUCAACGAAGUAAAAUUAUUUUAAUAAGAAAUGAUGUACAGUUCAUAUUUUGUAUCUGUAUUUAGAGGGAUGUAUUUAAUGCAA